Messenger RNA from Linum tenue, 1409 nucleotides. NCBI's taxonomy places the organism in Eukaryota, Viridiplantae, Streptophyta, Magnoliopsida, Malpighiales, Linaceae. The record is from the annotation of a GenBank genome assembly.
UUUUGAUGGCCGGGAAAAAAAGAAGAGCAAAAUCGAAAAAAUAGCCAAAGAGGAAAGAGAAAGAGAAAUCGCAGAGACACCUGCGUUUUUCGUCGAUCUCCGUCAACCAAGCGGUUGGAGAGAAGGGAAGACGUCCAAUUUCUUUUGUUUCAGAUAGGCGGGACAGUGCACGUGAAUCUUUCGCUCGUCAAUGGCGGAACCAGCCGAGACUUCUUCGAGCUCUGAUCAUACUGCUGCUCAUAAUUUGACUCACGAAAACCUCAAGCAAUAUCCGGAACCCAAGUUCUCUGGUUUCCCGGCCUAUCCAAAUGCUCACCUUCAGAUGUUCCCAGUCUUGUUCCCUACAAUAGUUCCAGAGGUUACUUCUCUGCCGAACCAGCAACAGAUUAAUGGCGGGGCUGGAAUUUAUGCAGUCCCGGUGUCACCAUUCAAUGGACCGAUUGCAGGACUCCCCACGAAUACCCUUAUUCCUCUUACCUUCUCUAUACCAACCACACCGCCUCCUGAAGCAGGUUCUGCAGGUGAUCAUGGAGAACAACCCCAACAUCAACAGCAGGCCCCUGCACCUCAUAGACAAGUUGCAGUAAGGAGAUUUCAGAUUGCAUUUCAGCUGGACUUGUUCUUAAUCCUUAAGCUAGCUGCUGUGAUAUUCUUGUUCAACCAAGAUGGAUCGAGACAAAGGCUCGUUGUCCUUGUGCUUUUCGCCUCACUUGUUUAUUUAUAUCAAACAGGAGCUCUGACGCCACUGGUGAGAUGGCUAUCACAAAGUAUGCAGAGAGCAGCAGCACCCCCUCGACCACCUCGGGCUGCUGCCAGGGCUGAAAAUGAUCCUGCUGUUAGGCAGAACGAGAAUGCACCUUUAGCAGGAGGAGGUGGUGAGGAGGAAAAUCGGGCUGGAGUAGAUGGUAACCAGGGGGCUGAGAACGAGAAUGUGGAGGGUGGUGGUGGUGAUGGUCAUGGAGGCAAUCGCUGGUGGGGCAUUGUGAAGGAAGUUCAGAUGAUUGUGUUUGGCUUCAUCACUUCUCUUCUCCCUGGAUUUCAUAAUAUAGAUUGAAGGCCGGACCAAGCAAAGUUAUAGUCCCUAAGUGAGACAGUCUUUAACUUGGAGAAUAGAUUAUCUUCCCCCCCUCUUUCCUUUUCUUGUUUCUCUUUGGCCAAAAUAAUUUAGAUACUAGCUGCUGGCACUGUGGCGAACUUACUGUAUUUAGCCUUGUGUUGUUUUUCUGCAUUAGCUCUAAUGUAUGAUAGUAACUAGUCGAGGCAUUGUGUUUAACAAAACAAUGGUGGAGGCCUAUACAGAAAGAUAAAACUGCUCAGCGGUACUCGUGAAACAGAGAAAUGAAGAGCAAUGUAAAUUAUUAUUAUGAUUUCAGUCCUAUCGUGGAAUCGUCAUGAAGUUUUUGUCCACA